Molecule: messenger RNA, 2021 nt
Organism: Suillus plorans
Lineage: Eukaryota; Fungi; Basidiomycota; Agaricomycetes; Boletales; Suillaceae
Product: cytochrome P450
Exons: 10
Coding region: 1-1560 (519 amino acids)
Molecular function (GO): oxidoreductase activity, acting on paired donors, with incorporation or reduction of molecular oxygen; monooxygenase activity; iron ion binding
Source: RefSeq, a predicted model, not a curated record
AUGAUCCCAGAAAACUCCAUCAUGAGUGUCAAUAUAUCAUAUACCGCUAGUAUCGUCGCAAUCGUGGUGGUCUUUGCCAAGUUAUACCAGAAGUCCUCAUUAGCCUCCGGAAAGAACAGCAUUCCACUUCCGCCUGGACCUCCCGCCCGUUGGUUCUGGAGCAAUGCUUUACCUACUGUGAACAUUGCCCACGCGCUGACCGACUUGGUCCGGGAGUAUGGCCCGAUCGUGUCGUUGCGACAAGGUAACCAAGUGAUAGUUGUCAUUGGCAGCGUUGAGGCAGCCACGGACAUCAUGGAGAAAGAGGGUGGAUCACUGGUUGAUCGACCUGGGUCCAUUGCUGUGGGUGAGAUGCUCUCAAAGGGAAUGCGGAUUCUCAUGGCUCGUUCCGGAGAUCGUUUCCGGCGCCUCCGAAAAGCAGUACAUACCCAUUUACAAUCGAAGGUGGCAGAGACAUACCAAGAUAUGCAACGCGAGAAUGCGAUGAUUUUCGUAUUGGAUAUGCUGAAUGAUCCAAAGAACCCCCAGAAGCACGCACAGCGGUUUGCAGCAUCAGUCAUUCUUCGGGUGACUUAUGGGAAGUCUGUGCCCACUGCCAACACCGAUCCUGAAGUUGUCCGUAUCCACAGAGUCAUGAAGCAUUUUCAGGUCGUGAUGCGCCCAGGAGCUUAUCUCGUCGAUCGUGUACCUCUUUUGCGCUACUGGCCUGGUUACGGAAAACAACUUGCUAAGUGGCAUCAUGAGGAGCUAGAGCUAUACAAGCAUCAACUACAGCGCGAUCAAAACACAGCCGGCCCCUCUUUUACCAAGACACUAUUGGAGCACGCCAAUGAAUAUCAACUUUCCACAGAUGAAAUGGCAUAUCUUGCCGGAUCACUCUUUGGGGCGGGAUCUGAUACGGCAAGCCAUGCAACUGAUUUACCUCCGCGAAGGUACUUAUUUGUAGUUCAGACCGCUGUUGCAAUGACCGUUGCUAUUAUGGCUGCAGCAUGUUACCCAGCGGCCCAGGCAAAGGUGCACGAGGAGCUUAAUAUGGUCAUCGGGUCAGACAGAGCGCCAACAUUUGAAGACUCAAACUCCCUCCCCCAAUUGCACGCGUUCUUGUUGGAAAGUUUGAGAUGGAGACCUGUCAUCCGCAUAGGAUUUCCACACCGUGCAACAAAGGAUAUUUUUUGGCAAGGAUACUGCAUUCCUGAGGGUGCAAUAGUCUAUGGGUGCCAAUGGGCUAUUUCUCGCGAUCCUAUUGCCUUCCCAGAUCCUGAAACGUUCGAUCCCCAGCGCUGGAUUGACUCAGAAGGCCGCCUCAAAGACAGCGUCAAGUUCAUCACCUACGGCUUUGGUAGACGUGUGUGUCCCGGUCUGCACCUCGCAAACCACUCGUUGUACAUCAGCCUCGCACUUCUCUUGUGGUCUUUCCGCAUCGUUCAACGACCUGACGCCCCGAUCAACACGCAUGCUUUCUUGGAUGCUGUUAUUGCCCACGCAAUGCCAUUUGAAAUCGAUGUCAUUCCCCGGAUCGAAGUUGCGAAACUGAAAGAGCUUAUGACCGACGAUGUAUAGAUUAAAGAAGCUUAUAUCCGCCGGAAAGAUAUAGGAGAGCUGGCACAGCAUAUGUAUGUAGACAGCAAGACGAGCAUGUCAUUUGUUUGAGUUCAAUCAGCAGAGGAAGAAAGGCACCCGGGAAAACUCAUCACAACGGACUCAUCAACACCUGAUAAAGUUGUGGGACAAUAUAUGCAGGCCGUAAGGGCUUGAGGUCAUCUGUACUUGGCUCAAAAUCGUAUGAAGGUUACGAGUACAGUGGUAGGCAGGCAUGGGGGAUUUCACGAGACUUUGUCCUAGACCGCUUCUGAAAAGCGGGAAGUAAGCGAAAUGUGAGAAAGUGUCCGAGGUCAUGUACUCCGAAAGCAGACGAAGUGAAUAUAGAUCCUAGAUUCAUGAAGAAAACGUAUUGAAACGAAUUGCUAGUCAGUCACAGCCAGAGCCAGGUCCUUCUCGCCUUGCAGAACACUUGAGGGCGU